AUGCCCUCUGUGGUGGACAAAGCAAGUCAAAGAUCCUUUCAUCGAAAACGAUCCGCCUUCAAAAAGAGCUAUCUUUCUGGAAAGGAGUAUCUGGCCAAGAUCUGCUACCAAUUCAAUUUCCCCUCAAUCACUCCUACCCAUCGUCUGGUUUACCAGCGAUCGGACAUGCCUCGACCCGGCCAAGAUAAACAAGCCAUUGUAACUAGAAAUAAGAGGUCUUCCGAAUCUCCUGAGCCUACUGAGAAUCGACACUCACGACCGAAACAGUCGAGUGGUGGAUCAAAUAAAUCUCAGGUCAGAAAGGACCAGGAGAGCGGUCAGGGCCUUCGAGGUUCUCCUGCCUCUAAAAGCGGUCAAGCCAAUCCAGCCGCUCCUAGUCGCCGCUUAAAGGUUGCUAAAGACUGCACAAAUCUUCUAAGCGUGCCUUUGCCCACCGCCGGUGCAAGGAAAGCCGCCGAUUCCAGAGAAUCCGACGUCAAGCCCACGAACACGUCGGCGGCCUACUUGGAUUACUGUAUCAACAAAGAAGUCAAACGUCGUAAGCAGAACCUCAUUGAUAAUUUGAUGUCUGUAAUCGCGGAAUGUGUUGAACAAAGACUGGAGGCACUCGAAGAAGAGUGCGAUCAAAGUUCAGGAUCGCACUCUUCUUCUAGCGCUGUUCAGAACGGAAAACCCAUCUCUCAUUCGGCCGGCCAGAAGCGGUCAAAGGACCACAGCAGCCGGGAUGAAAGUGAGGACGACGAGGAUGAAGAUGAAGGUGGUUCCCGAAGGAAGCGGGACAACAAGCGAACCAAAACAACGAAAGACGAUACCCGUCCUCGAUUUGCGUGCCCCUACAAUCAGUAUGAUCCUGCGAGAUUUGGAAGCGUAAGGACAUGCUGUGGUCCAGGAUGGAUCAGCAUCUCACGUGUGAAGGAGCAUCUAGAGCGCAAACAUGCUUUGCCUCCUCACCAGUGCCUCAGAUGCCUAUGUCGCUUGGGUGACGCCGAGGCUUUGAAGAAACACCAGCGAGAAAAGAAACCGUGCCAAGUCAAAGAAUCAGACAGUUCUAAACGAAAUCUCUCUGAUGGAUACGAUGAAGAACAAGCAAAAAAGCUGAAGGGAAGACCAAGAAUGCUACCCGUCGCAAAGUGGAGGGAGUGGUAUGGUAUUCUGUUCGAUGUUCAACCUGAUUCUCCUGAAAUUCCUUCACCAUAUCAUGACUCUUCCCGUCCUGGCGCCAAAUUUCCCAUCAAAAUCGAUGAAGUAGAGCACUGGCGUGAAUAUUGGUACCAGGCAAAACCAGCAGUUCGUCACCAUGUCACCAAGACGGUGAAUGAAGCAUUUGGUGACUUUGUACCUCAAAUCAAGGGCGAGGUGAUGCAACGUCUGCAAGAGUUGCCUCGCAUAAUUGCAGAGUUGCUCCCUUUCCCAGGUCUCAACUCCGAAGAAACCUCGACUGCAACCGAUACCAUUGGGCUCUUCGACUGUUUCAACUCCUUUGACCCUAAUGUUUGCAACGGGGACGAUUUUGACUUUAGCGUAUUUGAUACUGGAAUUGACAUCCAGAAUCAGCUCCAGUUGGGUUUCACUGAGUCUUCGGAUUCUUCAGAUACUUAUCUGGCUGGAGACAGCUCGGGCACUUCUGUGGGAGAUGAUACUGCAUACCAGCAAUUCGACUUUAAGCCCGCGAUGCUGACACAGAAUAUCGACUACAAUUUGCCCAGCACACAGUUUUAUCAGCAUCCUUGA
This is a messenger RNA of Fusarium pseudograminearum CS3096, 1731 nucleotides long. RefSeq lists its product as uncharacterized. The transcript is spliced from 5 exons. The record is from RefSeq and is a predicted model, not a curated record. Lineage: Eukaryota; Fungi; Ascomycota; Sordariomycetes; Hypocreales; Nectriaceae. The coding region runs from base 1 to 1731 and encodes 576 amino acids.